GUGUAUGAAAAAGUAAAAGAUCACGGUUAUCUCCUAUCUCAAUCUGGUGAUGCUACAUGCGAUGGAUUAUUUACUGCUAGCGAAGGAUCGAGAACUAUGAGGCUAACCAGAACUAAUCAUCCUCACGCAAGAUGCCAGUUUCCGGAAUGGGUGACCUCUGGAAGACAUUGGAAGACCCUCGAUGCUAAACAAACUUACGAUUUUAGUCACAGGAACACAUCUUAUCACGUGACAAACACAUCGAACGGUAGAAUGCACAUGAGAGUUGUAUGCAUCAGAGAUGAUUACCGAUCAGAUAGUAAUGCUCAAAUGGUUGUACACGUUACAUCCGGUUGUAAUAUUGGCUACGUUUGCUUAAGAAUCCAUAAAAGAGCCAAACACGUAAUCGAACUUCAAAUGGGUGAGUUUUAA
This is a messenger RNA of Centruroides sculpturatus (bark scorpion), 411 nucleotides long. RefSeq lists its product as uncharacterized. The transcript is spliced from 3 exons. The record is from RefSeq and is a predicted model, not a curated record. The annotation marks the transcript as partial. Lineage: Eukaryota; Metazoa; Arthropoda; Arachnida; Scorpiones; Buthidae.